AGGGAGGACCUGAGUCGGAGGUCACCUCCCCGGCACCUUCGGGGGCAACCCGGCCGUUCCCAGCCUCCUCCACUUCGCUAAGCAACCCGAGUCUGGGGAAGGGCCGUCUCCCCAGGGACUCCGGGGCAGCCUGGAGGAAAAGCGGCUCCCCAUCCACGGGCAGCGUCACAGUGACGGGAAAGGGAGGAGGGAGGGAGGAAGUAGAGGCCAGUCGCUCAGGGAGACAGCAGCUGGAGCUGCACUAGCCACAGCAUCAGCAUCAGCCCCCGCCCUCCCUCCUCCCACUCCUGUUCUCCUCCUUCUCCUCACCUCUCUUCUCUCCUCUCUCCCCCCCGCUGGCCCCGCGACCCGGAAAGAUGGCAGCCGAGGGGCUGCACGAGAACGAGACCCUGGCAUCUCUGAAGAGCGAGGCCGAGAGCCUGAAGAGCAAAUUGGAGGAGGAGCGGGCCAAGCUGCACGAUGUGGAGCUGCAUCAGGUAGCUGAACGAGUGGAGGCCCUGGGCCAGUUUGUGAUGAAGACGAGACGAACACUCAAGGGCCAUGGGAACAAAGUCCUCUGCAUGGACUGGUGUAAGGACAAAAGGAGGAUAGUGAGCUCUUCUCAGGAUGGGAAGGUGAUAGUAUGGGACUCCUUCACAACUAAUAAGGAACAUGCAGUGACUAUGCCCUGUACCUGGGUGAUGGCAUGUGCCUAUGCUCCAUCAGGAUGUGCCAUUGCUUGUGGUGGCUUGGAUAAUAAAUGUUCUGUGUAUCCACUGACCUUUGACAAAAAUGAAAAUAUGGCUGCUAAAAAGAAGUCUGUGGCAAUGCAUACCAACUACCUUUCAGCCUGCAGCUUUACCAACUCGGAUAUGCAGAUCUUGACUGCUAGUGGGGAUGGGACCUGUGCCCUGUGGGAUGUGGAGAGUGGGCAGCUUCUACAGAGCUUUCAUGGACAUGGAGCUGAUGUUCUCUGCCUGGAUCUGGCCCCUUCAGAAACAGGAAACACCUUUGUGUCUGGGGGAUGUGACAAAAAAGCCAUGGUUUGGGACAUGCGUUCUGGCCAAUGCAUCCAGUCAUUUGAAACACAUGAAUCUGAUAUCAACAGUGUCAGAUAUUAUCCCAGUGGAGAUGCCUUUGCUUCUGGUUCAGAUGAUGCUACGUGUCGCUUGUAUGACCUACGUGCUGAUAGAGAGGUGGCAAUUUACUCCAAAGAGAGUAUUAUAUUUGGAGCAUCCAGUGUGGAUUUCUCCCUCAGUGGUCGCCUGUUGUUUGCUGGUUACAAUGAUUAUACCAUCAAUGUCUGGGAUGUAUUGAAGGGAUCAAGGGUAUCCAUCCUAUUUGGACAUGAAAAUAGAGUUAGUACCCUACGCGUUUCCCCUGAUGGAACAGCCUUCUGCUCAGGAUCAUGGGACCACACCCUGAGGGUUUGGGCCUAAUCUGUAGUAUGUCUCCUAACAAUGUGAGCCAAUAUAUCAGAUAAGCUAUGGAAUAUAAUUUGAAAUACUCAACUGCAAUUUCACAUGCUAAGGAAAUAUCUUGGUAGUUGAAACCCAUCAAAUGUCUCUGUAUGCCAUCUCAUAUUGAUAUUUAAAGUUUGUCUACUAGAGAUUAUAAGCCUAUACUGCUUUGAUAGUGUCAUCCAAAAGUAUAAUGCUUUCUUUCUCUUGAUUUUAAUUAUCUAUAAUUAGGAAUUAUUUAGACAACAAAUUAAGCUUUUCUCUAAAAGCAUUCUAAGACCAAAUUUAUUAUUUCACAUAUCCUAUAUGAUUUGGACUAACUUAAUUCAUUUUAGAGCAGUUAAAAAUAUCAGCUACCAAUUAUAUCUGGAUACAGCUUAACUUUUGAGAACUUCCUGUGAGUUAUGGAUUUCAGGUAAUGAGUUAGAACACACUUUGAAUGGUUUGUAAGGCAGUAUUGUUGGAAGUUUAUCCUAAAAUGACCACAUAGUAUCAGUUAUUAAAAAAAAAAGUCUAGUGAUGAGGUCUUUCUUAUUAAGAAUGAUUAAAGACUCUAUCCCAUCUUUUCUAAUUAUCUUUUUAUAAGAAACAGCUUUCACUAGUAUGAACUUAAUUCAAUAAAGCAGACAUGUAUAGGGAAGUAUGUGACCUUCUUUGAGGUCCCUGCCUCUACUUUCCUUCCUCUUCUUCUAUGAGGGUUUAGAAAAAGCCUGAAGACCUCUUUUCCAGAGUCCCUGUGGAUCUCUUUGCAAGGAAAUAGAUUACCUCUAUUUCCAAAAUAGAGAGUUUUCAUCUAGGGGGAGAAUGCCAGUUCUACACAGUUUCUCUUCCUUGCAAAGUUGAAAAGCUUAAAAAUACAUAUUAUGAAUAAGCUUCAUAAAGCUCUAAGCUCCUAGGCAAUCCCCAGCCUAAUAAUUAAGAAUACCAAUCAGUUGAAUUUGAUACAGUCAGUUAUCACCAGGCUUCCUUAUCACACUUUCUAUAGCAAAAACAUCAACUCAGGGCAAAAUUUAAAUUAUUUUAUUUUUAUUAGAAAUCCAUCAUUAAAAAUACAAAUAGCUACUCAGCAGAAUUUCAAAUGGAACAAAGAAACUAUACCGUCUGUUGCAAUAAAAACUGAAGAAAGAAACAAAGUUGAAUAAGUCUACCAUUGGUCCAGAAGUUUCUUUAUACAGAUAGGGUUCAGACACUCCCUGUUAGAUUCUCUCAACAAACUGGGAAAAGGUAAAGGCUCCAACUUCAGGUCAGGGUCGGUCGGCAUCCUUCAUCCGAUGUUGUUCAUCCUCUCCUGUGAUACUAUCCCCAACUCUGCGUUUCUCUGCAGAGAGAUCUAGAAGUGGCCUUCAUGUCAGAAAAACUCCCCACCUUAGUUCUGGUCCUGAGGGAGCUGCUUCUCUUCUCCAUCUGCAGAGAACUACGGUUCCUGGAUCUUUAACAAGGAUCCGAACUUCACCAGAAUGACUAUUAGAUGUGUUAGGUAACUCGAGGUAUCAUCUUCUUAGCUAUGUUUACUCUCUUUUCACAUUUGUUUUCAAUUAAAGGAGAUAUUGAGUGCUAA
Sarcophilus harrisii (Tasmanian devil) is the source of this 2997-nucleotide messenger RNA. RefSeq names its product G protein subunit beta 5 (gene GNB5). The record is from RefSeq and is a predicted model, not a curated record. Lineage: Eukaryota; Metazoa; Chordata; Mammalia; Dasyuromorphia; Dasyuridae. Bases 357 to 1418 code for a protein of 353 amino acids. Gene Ontology annotation, molecular function: signaling receptor complex adaptor activity; protein binding. Gene Ontology annotation, cellular component: cytoplasm; heterotrimeric G-protein complex. Gene Ontology annotation, biological process: G protein-coupled dopamine receptor signaling pathway; G protein-coupled receptor signaling pathway. The transcript is spliced from 11 exons.